AGCAUCAAGUAUUAUAUGCCAGCGAUUGUUCAGGGGGAGAGGGCUGUGCGAAAUGUUUCCAGCUUCAAAAAAUCUACCAUUGAAAGUUUAAUUCCUGGAAAGAAAUACAAAAUUCUGAAUGCCACUAGCCACCCCACAUUUGGCAUUGAGCUCAAGGCGGACUCGGUCAUAAUGGACACCUCAUUCGAACUGACCAAGGAGGAAAAACAAAUCAGAAAUUAUUUUUUUAAUCCUACAACCUACAACAUGGCUGACGCAUCGUCAUUUGCUAACAGCACACGACUGUCGCUUGGCCCGGUCCAAGUAAAAAGCAUUGGUGAGACGGGAGUGGUGUCCACCGGUUCGCAAAGAAGGGAGGUGCAGCUGUCCAUGGACGGUCGGUCUGCUCUCCUUACCCUCUGGGGUAAGGAGACAGACCUGGAAGUCGUUGCUGGGGACAUGUAUAUUGUCCGAAAUAUAGUCCCCAGUAACGACUUCAAUAAGCAGAGGUGCUACUCGUCCACCCCUCUGACAAAGUUCGAGAUAAAAUGCAUACACUGUCUCGUCACAAUUGUUUUUGCUAUCAAAAAAGUCAUUGUAAUAUCUAUACAUAGAGACAAAAGUAUUGCUUCAAAAUUAAAUGAAUUCUAUUUAGUUUAAGUAAAAUAUUGAAAUAUUGUCAACGAAUUUCUUCAUAUGAAGAUGCUAUUUUGAUGCCUCAUCAGACUCUAAUAUUGAUUGAUAUUGAUUAACAAUUGCAGCCAUAUGAAUGCACAGAACUCCAGGAAACAUUUGAGGGGGUGGUCGAGUCUGUGUCCUUUGCCAGCAAUCUCAUUGAGAUUAACGAUAUGAUGCUGACAAUAUCGAAGGACAACCUUGCUAAGAUUUUUCCAGGCAGACAAUUCAGUCCGGUAAAGGUUACCGGACUGAAAAGAAAUGGAGAAAUUUGUGAAAUAGAUGUGAAGAAGGCCAAAAUGUGAGAAACUGUGAGAGUCAUUAAAGUACCUUGAUCCAAAG
Molecule: messenger RNA, 996 nt
Organism: Magallana angulata
Lineage: Eukaryota; Metazoa; Mollusca; Bivalvia; Ostreida; Ostreidae
Exons: 5
Coding region: 16-639 (207 amino acids)
Source: RefSeq, a predicted model, not a curated record